CAGGAUCAGGAGUCUAGGUAUCAGAGGACAGACUGAACCCCUUAAUUGGAAUAGGGGAGUAAUUCACUUGGAAAGGCCCUUCCUUCCCCGCGAUUCUGGGCCCUCCCACCCCGAGUGUCCCUGGGAGGGGUCGCGAGGGAGAAGCUAGGACUUGCUGGUACCAGCCGCCGCUAGGGCGCUCUCCGGUGCCGCGGCGGGUGGCACAGGCUGGCAACCGGGGCUGGGAGGAGGAGGGGGCAAUUGCUGGCGAUUGCCCGCACUCCACCUCGCGGGCCCGCCCCCAGGCCUGCCACCUCCAGCCAGCCCCGCCCGCGUAGCAGCUGUGCAGUGUUCCCAGGCGCACAGCCCUGGGUGCACUACCCGGGAGCAGAGACUUUCGCACAGUGGUCUGGUGGACAACCGGCGGGACACAGCAGCGACCUCUCUGCAGUGAGCGGCGGGCGGCCCAUGGAGUCUGGGCUGCUGCGGCCCGCGCCGGUGAGCGAGAUCAUCGCCCUUCACUACAACUACACCGGCAAGCUGCGCGGGGCGCGCUACCAGCCCGGCGCGGGGCUGCGCGCAGAUGCGGUAGUGUGCCUGGCUGUGUGCGCCUUCAUCGUGCUGGAGAACCUGGCGGUGCUCUUGGUGCUGGGUCGCCACCCUCGCUUCCACGCGCCCAUGUUUCUGCUCCUGGGCAGCCUCACCCUGUCGGACUUGCUGGCCGGGGCGGCCUACGCCACCAACAUCCUGCUGUCAGGGCCUCUCACGCUGCGCCUGUCGCCUGCACUCUGGUUCGCGCGCGAGGGGGGUGUCUUUGUGGCGCUCGCCGCGUCGGUGCUGAGCCUCCUGGCCAUUGCGCUGGAGCGCCACCUCACCAUGGCCCGUCGAGGACCCGCGCCCGCCGCUGGUCGCGCUCGCACACUGGCGAUGGCGGUGGCCGCCUGGGGCGCGUCGUUGCUGCUCGGGCUGCUGCCAGCGCUGGGCUGGAACUGCCUGGGACGCCUGGAAACCUGCUCCACUGUACUGCCGCUCUACGCCAAGGCCUACGUGCUCUUCUGCGUGCUGGUCUUUCUGGGCAUCCUGGCUGCCAUCUGUGCACUCUAUGCAAAGAUUUACUGCCAGGUGCGGGCCAACGCGCGUCGCCUGCGUGCGCGGCCCGGGUCCCGCAGGGCCACCUCAUCCUCGCGAUCGCGGCACACGCCACGGUCGCUGGCCCUACUCCGCACGCUCAGCGUGGUGCUCCUGGCCUUCGUGGUCUGCUGGGGACCUCUGUUUCUCUUGCUCUUGCUGGAUGUAGCGUGCCCAGCGCGCGCGUGUCCCGUGCUCCUGCAGGCCGACCCCUUCCUGGGUCUAGCCAUGGCUAACUCGCUCCUGAAUCCCAUCAUCUACACGUUCACCAACCGAGACCUGCGUCAUGCGCUCCUGCGACUGCUCUGCUGUGGCCGUCGGCCCUGCAGCCAAGGCUCCUCCAACAGCAUGCAGCGAUCCCCGAGUGCUGCUGGGCCUUCGGCUGGUGGCCUGAGACACUGCCUGCCACCAAGCCUGGAUCGCAGCUCCAGCCCAUCAGAACACUCUUCUUCCCAUCGAGACAAGGUGGACACUAGCUGCUCCACCGGCAGUCCGGGAGCAGCAACCGCCGACCGGACCCUGGUGCCUGCUUCUUCAGACUGAUGCUCCUCAACCCACUGUGGCCCUUUGCAAGAGCAGAUUGGUUCCCCGAAUACGUGCAUCAUCUAAAGGAAACAGACGAAGACAGACAG
This is a messenger RNA of Myodes glareolus (Bank vole), 1739 nucleotides long. RefSeq names its product sphingosine-1-phosphate receptor 5 (gene S1pr5). Gene Ontology annotation, cellular component: membrane. Gene Ontology annotation, biological process: G protein-coupled receptor signaling pathway. Gene Ontology annotation, molecular function: sphingosine-1-phosphate receptor activity. The record is from RefSeq and is a predicted model, not a curated record. Lineage: Eukaryota; Metazoa; Chordata; Mammalia; Rodentia; Cricetidae.